UGGAUUAAAAUCAUUUUCCACCCAGUCUAUGGUCACAUUAUAACCCAAUUCAAAGAAAAUAAGCUUAAAAAACAACAAAAGAAAACUUGGGAAAUAUUAAAAAAAAAAAAAACCUCAGCGAAAAUUGGAAACAAAAAUCCCAAGCAAUAUCGGAUAAUUCCGAAAAAUAUCAAGGAAGGGUGCCUAAAAAAGCUAUGAAGAUAAAGAUCCGGAGGAGCCUCUCGUUCGCCGGCUGCGGCUUUCUGGGCAUCUACCACGUGGGCGUUGCGGUCUGCUUGCGCCAACAUGCCCCCCACCUGUUGCUGGAGAGGAUUGCCGGCGCCUCCGCCGGAGCUUUGGCCGCCUGUUGCCUCAUCUGCGACCUACCGCUGGAGGGCAUGGCCGGGGAUUUUCUGCGGGUCGUCCAGGAGACACGUCGCCACUCGUUGGGCACAUUCAGUCCCUGGUUCAAUCUGUCCGAGUGCCUGCUCGAGGGGAUGCAUCGUUGCCUGCCGCCGGAUGCCCAUCGGCUGGUCAAUGGACGCCUUCACAUAUCCCUCACCCGGGUCAGGGAUCGCCAGAAUGUGGUUAUGUCGGAGUUUAGCUCACGCCAGGAGCUCCUCCAGGCCCUGAUGUGCUCCUGCUUUAUACCCGGACUGUCGGGCUUGGUGCCGCCGCAGAUCCUUGGUGUGCGCUACAUGGACGGCGCCUUGUCCAACAAUCUGCCCCUGCUGGACGAGGCCACGGUUACCGUCACACCCUUUUGCGGUGAGAGCGACAUCUGUCCCCGUGACCAGAGCCCACACCUGCUGCAGCUGAAUCUCAAUUGGGCGAACAACAAGUUCCGCUUGUCACGGCGAAAUCUACGUCGCCUUGUGGGCAUUCUGGUGCCGGGACGAUCCGAUGUUGUGGCCAAUUUCUGUCAGCAGGGAUACGAUGAUGCCCUCCGCUUUCUACGCCGAAAUGGUCAACUCAAAGAGGACUACAGCCUGCAGGAUGGCGAUAUGGUUAGCUGGAUUCACAAACAGUGGGAGAUCGAGGCGAAGCGGCGCGAGAGGGAGGAAGUGGAUUCAGUUGGAGCACCUCAGGAGCUGCAAGAAGAGUCCCAAGACUUGGAUCAUAAUAAUAAUACCAGGAAAAUUCAAAAGCGUCAGCAUAAGAAUCAAAAGAAGGCUAAGGAGCUGGUGGACAAUGAGACACAUCUAAGGCUAGUGUCAGAGAGUAGCCACUACCAUGCCAAGUCCCUUCUCAGCUGCACCUGGUCCCUGCUCCGUCGGAUGUUGACCGCUCCAUCGCUGGCCAGGCACAUGGUUCAAAGAAUGGCCGGACAUCUGGGCCGGAGUCUCACGAUCUGCGAGCAGCCGCACUUUGACCUGGCCCUGAUGCAGGCACCCGGCUCGGGCUCGGGCUCUAGCUUUGGCUCCGUCGUCUCCGCCUCCUCCAGCUAGACCCCACCUGACGCCACUUUGGGGCUUUGAUAAGGCAGGUGAUAAGAGCAAAGUCAAGGCCGAAGCAAUGUGCGACGCCGACUGGGGAGAUCAGGUGGCUAAGGAGGAGGUGGCAAUGGAGGCGGAGUAUGAGGAGCCCCAAUGAGGCGCCAAUAGUUUAUCAGCGAUCGGUCAAUCGAUCAGUUCCCAAUUAAGCUUAAUUUGCUGUGGAAAUCGUUUUGUAAUAAAUAUAUGUUGUUUUUUUUUUACACAAAAAAUUGACAUAAAAAGCCAUUAUAAAAUAAGAUAAAUAAUUACACAAAAACACAUUUAUUUGUUUUUAUAAUAAUCUCUGUAAUUUUCAUAAUAAAAAUGUAUAUUUUUGUUCCUUGUUAAA
This is a messenger RNA of Drosophila kikkawai, 1803 nucleotides long. It is a transcript of the gene dob, whose product is annotated as doppelganger von brummer. Gene Ontology annotation, biological process: triglyceride catabolic process; lipid homeostasis. Gene Ontology annotation, cellular component: membrane; cytoplasm; lipid droplet. NCBI's taxonomy places the organism in Eukaryota, Metazoa, Arthropoda, Insecta, Diptera, Drosophilidae. The record is from RefSeq and is a predicted model, not a curated record. Gene Ontology annotation, molecular function: triacylglycerol lipase activity.